UUUUCGUCUACAUCCGUUGGGCGUUCCAAUUUCUCCCAUUUAUUUUAAUACCAGUGGUCUGUAUUUGCUAAACUCUCUCUGGCAGAACAGUUUGUUUCAUGCUAACUGUUAUUCUACUGCUCUUUAUUUCUAUGGUUCAUAGUCCCGUCCUAAACGCGCAUUGGCGCGCUCUGCAUCCUUCCGUCGGGUCCCCGGUCAUCACUCCGUUAGCCUAGGUAAGACUGGCGAAAAUAUGGCGGGUAUGGGCGCCUCGGGUCCCGGACCGGUUUCGACUCUCGACCAGGUGGAUAAAGGACUGAAGGAGACGCUAAUAGACGCGUUGAACGCCAUCCUGUCACCGGUGCAAGAAGUGCGCGCUGCGGCGGAGGAGCGCAUUAAAGUGCUGGAAGUGACGGAGGAAUUUGGAGUUCACCUUGUGGAGCUUACUGUUGAUCCACAUGGAGCACUUGCUAUACGCCAACUGGCCUCUGUCAUUCUGAAGCAGUAUGUGGAGACCCACUGGUGUGCCCAAUCUGAAAAAUACAGGCCCCCAGAGACUACUGAUUGGGCCAAAGCUGCGAUUCGUGAGCUUCUGCCAAGUGGCCUGCGGGAGGCCAUUAGUAAGGUGCGCUCUAGCGUGGCCUAUGCCUUGUCUGCUAUAGCACACUGGGACUGGCCUGAGGCUUGGCCUGGGCUUUUCAAGCUCCUCAUGGACAUGCUGGCCAGUGGGGAUGUCAGUGCUGUACAUGGCGCUAUGAGGGUCCUUACAGAGUUUACCCGAGAGGUGACUGAUGUACAGAUGCCAGAUGUUGCACCUGUCAUUUUGCCUCAAAUGUACAAGAUUUUUACCAUGGCAGAGGUUUAUAGCAUUCGCACCCGAUCCAGAGCAAUUGAGAUCUUUACCACUUGUGCCAAUCUCAUCUGUGCUAUUGAUGAAGUAGCAAAGGGUGCUGCCAACACUCUGAUCUUCCCAGUUGUGCAACAGUUCACCGAGGCCUUCAUACAGGCCCUGCAGAUUCCAGAUGGACCCACUUCGGAUAGUGGCCUGAAGAUGGAAGUGCUCAAGGCAGUGACGGCUCUGGUGAAGAACUUCCCCAAACCCAUGGUGACCUCUAUGCAACAGAUUCUGCCUAUUGUUUGGAAUACUUUGACCGAGAGCGCAUCUUUUUAUGUGAGAACUGAAGUCAACUACACAGAAGAAGUAGAUGAUCCAGUUGACUCUGAUGGUGAGGUUCUUGGCUUUGAGAACCUGGUGUUCAGCAUCUUUGAGUUUGUCCACACACUGCUGGAAAACAAGAAGUUCAAGAGCACGGUGAAGAAAGCUCUACCAGAGCUUAUUUAUUAUAUCAUCCUUUACAUGCAGAUCACAGAGGAUCAGAUCAAAGUAUGGACAGCCAAUCCUCAGCAGUUUGUUGAGGAUGAGGAUGAUGAUACUUUCUCUUAUUCGGUUCGGAUAUCAGCACAGGAUCUGCUACUGGCUGUUGCCGCAGAGUUUCAGAACGAAAGCGCUGCGGCUUUAGCAGCGGCCGCAACACGGCACCUCCAGGAGGCAGAGCAAGCUAAGAACACAGGCAGCGAACACUGGUGGAAGGUUCAUGAGGCUUGCAUGCUAGCCCUGGGCUCGGUCAAGACCAUUAUCACUGAGAAUGUAAAGAACGGUCGUGUGCAGUUUGAUAUGCAUGGUUUCCUUGCCAAUGUCAUCCUUGCUGACCUCAACUUGCCAGCAGCCUCGCCAUUCCUUUUGGGUCGGGCCUUAUGGGCAGCCAGUCGAUUCACUGCAGCAAUGUCCCCUGAGCUCAUUCAGCAGUUCCUGCAGGCCACUGUAAGUGGUCUGCAUGAGAGCCAGCCACCCUCUGUUCGCAUCUCUGCCGUGAGAGCUAUUUGGGGGUACUGUGAUCAACUUAAGCUGUCUGAGAGUACCCACGUCUUGCAGCCUUUCCUUCCAAGUAUCCUGGAAGGGCUGGUGCAGCUUGCGGCUCAGUUCAGCUCUGAAGUUCUCACUUUAGUCAUGGAGACCCUCUGUAUUGUUUGCACAGUGGAUCCAGCUUUUACUACGAGUGCUGAGAACAAGAUCUGCCCCCUCACCAUUGCCAUCUUCCUUAAGUACAGUAAUGAUCCUGUCGUAGCAUCAUUAGCACAGGACAUCUUUAAGGAGCUUGCCCAGAUCGAAGCAUGCCAAGAACCCAUGCAAAUGCGCCUCAUUCCUACUCUUGUUAGUAUUAUGCAGGCACCACCUGAUAAAAUCCCAUCUGGCCUUUGUGCUACAUCCAUAGAUAUCCUAACUACAGUUGUUCGUAACACCAAACCCCCGCUGUCUGACAUGCUUGUGUGUCAAGCUUUUCCUGCAGUGGCCCAGUGCACCCUACGUACAGACGACAACACCACAAUGCAGAAUGGUGGCGAAUGCUUGAGGGCCUACGUUUCUGUGGCACUGGAGCAGAUUGGCCAGUGGCAGGAUGAUCAAGGCCAUAGUGGGCUCUGGUAUGUCAUGCAGGUUGUGAGUCAACUCCUGGACCCCCGCACAUCUGAGUUCACUGCUGCUUUUGUAGGUCGUCUGGUGUCCACUCUCAUCGCCCGGGCUGGCACUCAGUUAGCCGACCAGUUGGACCAAAUACUGCGUGCCAUCCUUAGCAAAAUGCAGCAGGCCGAGACCCUCAGUGUGAUGCAGUCUCUGAUCAUGGUUUUCGCCCACCUGGUCCAUUCCCAAUUGGAGCCACUGCUGGAAUUCCUUUGCAGUCUCCCAGGUCCCACAGGAAAACCUGCGCUAGAGUUUGUCAUGGCUGAGUGGAUGAGUCGCCAGCAUCUGUUCUAUGGCCAGUAUGAAGGCAAAGUCAGUGCUGUUGCCUUGUGUAAACUACUCCAACACGGUCUCAAUACAAAUGACAAGCGACUCCAAGAUAUAGUCGUCAAAGGAGAUGAAAUGUUUAAUCCAGACGAGGGCAUUUGCACACGUUCCAAAUCAGCCAAGGACCCACAGCGGUGGACCAACAUUCCUUUGCUGGUGAAGAUCUUUAAACUCAUUGUCAAUGAACUGUCUUCUGUAGUGGAGGCUAAUGCAAAUAGAGCAAAUCCAGCAGACUGGAGCCAAGAUUCUGGGGGAAUGUGGGACGAUGUGGCAGAGGAUGAUGAUGAUGAUGAUGAUAACGCAGAAGAUGAAGGGCUGGCAGGACAGCUUCUCUCAGAUCUCAUCGCCUCUAACAAAUACGAUGAUGAUUAUUAUGAGGAUGAUGAUGAAGAAGAUCCAGAUGCCCUGAAAGAUCCCAUUUUUCAAAUUGAUCUUCAGGCUUAUCUGACAGAUUUCCUAACCCAGUUUGCCCAGCAGCCUUGCUAUAGCAUGUUUUCAAGCCACUUGAAUGAAGUAGAGAGAAGAGCCUUGCAGUCCAUUGGAAUAUGACCAAUACUGCUACCCUACAUCAGCUCCUUGUCCUUGUUUCAUUCUUUACCACACAGUCAUCUUCUUUUCGAACUUGAAAAUUUGAGUGGCCUUGGAAUGCCUUUUGGACGGCGCUCUUGAUGCACAACCCAAAAGAGGACUAGUCUGAUUAAGGUUUACAUGCCUCUCCCUAUGUUUUAUGAAGGGAAGGAAUGGACAUUGAUUCCCUGGGAUGUUCGGAGUGCAGGGUGGGGUGAGGGGCAGCAUCAUGUUAGCAUCCCAAACCGGACUAUGUGGGCUCAUUUCAAUCGGAUGUCACAGUUAUCAAAACACUACUGUGCUUUGAUCAACAUCUGGUGUGAUGAAGGGGACUGAUGAAUUAUUUUUCGCAAAGGUACUGAUAACAGUAUAGGAAUGGUUUAAACGUAUCAACUUGUCCAUUUGUACCUUUUUCACUUUACUAAAUCUAAAUGGUUACAAAAUCUUUCUGUAGAGGAAGGGAAAAGACUUCUGACAGAUGAAGUUGGAACUGUUGGCGGCCUUAUUAAAAUGAUCCAUGUUUUGUCAUUGUGGUCUCAUGAGCAUGGUCUUUACAGCUACACUGUGUGGGUAAGCAUGAAGAAUCCAUUGUUACCAUGGUGAUUCUACAGUCUGUUAGCAACACUGUCUCCAUUGGAGUAUAAAUAAAUUUCAAAAUAAAAGGCCUAUUAAGGUCUAAUUUUUAAUUUUA
Messenger RNA from Myxocyprinus asiaticus (Chinese sucker), 4082 nucleotides. Its product is annotated as importin-9-like. Gene Ontology annotation, cellular component: cytosol; nuclear envelope. The transcript is spliced from 24 exons. Gene Ontology annotation, biological process: protein import into nucleus. Gene Ontology annotation, molecular function: small GTPase binding. The record is from RefSeq and is a predicted model, not a curated record. The coding region runs from base 233 to 3373 and encodes 1046 amino acids. Lineage: Eukaryota; Metazoa; Chordata; Actinopteri; Cypriniformes; Catostomidae.